Oncorhynchus masou masou (cherry salmon) is the source of this 643-nucleotide messenger RNA. Its product is annotated as FH1/FH2 domain-containing protein 1-like. NCBI's taxonomy places the organism in Eukaryota, Metazoa, Chordata, Actinopteri, Salmoniformes, Salmonidae. The annotation marks the transcript as partial. Gene Ontology annotation, molecular function: actin filament binding. The transcript is spliced from 7 exons. Gene Ontology annotation, cellular component: cytoplasm; cytoskeleton. Gene Ontology annotation, biological process: cortical actin cytoskeleton organization. The record is from RefSeq and is a predicted model, not a curated record.
GAAGCUGUACAACUCUCAUGGACCUGAACUCCGGAGGUCCCUGUUCUCCCUCAAGCAGCUCUUCCAGGACGAUAAAGACCUGGUGCCAGAGUUCGUGAAUUCAGAAGGCUUGACGUGUUUCAUCAAGGUUGGAACGGAGGCAGACCACAACUACCAGAACUACAUUCUCCGAGCCCUCAGUCAGAUCAUGCUGUUUGUAGAUGGGAUGAACGGUGUGAUCGACCACAAUGACACUGUUCAGUGGCUCUACACUCUCAGUGGCAGUCUGUCUCGUCUGGUGGUGAAGACCGCUCUGAAGCUCCUGAUAGUGUUUGUAGAGUACACAGAGUUGAACAGUCCUCUACUUAUCCAGGCUGUCAACACUGUGGACGGCAAGAGAGCUGUGAAGCCGUGGUCAUACCUGACAGACAUCCUGGAGGAGAAGAACGGAUCGGACACCGAGCUGUUAAUCUUAACCAUGAACCUCAUCAACAAGACCCUUGCAGCCCUACCGGACCAGGACUCGUUCUAUGACGUGACCGAUUGUCUGGAACAGCAGGGGAUGGAACACAUUAUGCACAAACACAUGAGCAGCAAGGUCACUGAGCCAGACCUGAAACAGCAGUUCACCAUAUACGAGAGGGCUCUGAGGCACGGGACGGAG